Megalobrama amblycephala (Wuchang bream) is the source of this 1479-nucleotide messenger RNA. RefSeq lists its product as uncharacterized. Lineage: Eukaryota; Metazoa; Chordata; Actinopteri; Cypriniformes; Xenocyprididae. The record is from RefSeq and is a predicted model, not a curated record. The transcript is spliced from 3 exons. Bases 1 to 1362 code for a protein of 453 amino acids.
AUGCCGCACAGAGAUACUCGCCCCGGGAUUUCGCGGAAAAUCAAGCCUUACACCACUACCUGUCCGCUAGACCCUAUCCCCACUCAUCUUCUUCAGGCCAUCUCCUCCUCAAUUCUACCUGCACUCACUCACAUUAUCAAUUCCUCCCUUCACACUGGAACAUUUCCCACAGCUUUUAAGCAGGCUAGGAUUACCCCACUGCUUAAGAAACCCACUCUGAAUCCAGCACUUUUAGAAAACUACAGACCAGUAUCCCUUCUUCCUUUCAUUGCUAAGACACUUGAGAGAGUUGUAUUCAACCAACUGUCUACUUAUCUCACACAGAACAACCUCCUUGACAACCACCAGUCUGGUUUCAAGAGUGGCCACUCAACUGAGACUGCCCUGCUCUCAGUCACUGAAGCCCUGAGACUGGCACGAGCAUCUUCAAAAUCAUCAGUACUCAUCUUGCUGGAUCUGUCUGCUGCCUUUGACACAGUGAACCACCAGAUCCUCCUGUCUACACUCAUGUCGAAGGGCAUCACGGGAACCGCGCUCCAGUGGUUCGAGUCUUACCUCUCAGAUGAUCCGACGGUUGCUGGUCGCAUCACAGCCUGCCUGACAGCCAUUUCUGCCUGGAUGAAGGACCACCACCUCCAACUCAACCUUGCAAAAACGGAACUGCUUGUGAUCGGUGCAAACCCAACACUUCAUCACAACCUUUCAGUUCAACUUGGGUCUUCAACCAUCACUCCUUCCAGGACAGCCAGAAACCUUGGAGUGGUGAUGGAUGAUUGUCUAACCUUCACAGAUCAUGUUGCAGCAACGACCCGGUCCUGCAGAUUUGCCUUGUACAACAUCAGGAAGAUUAGACCCUUCCUAUCGGAACAUUCCACACAAAUUCUUGUCCAAGCUCUUGUUCUAUCCAGACUGGACUACUGUAAUGCUCUCUUGGCUGGCCUUCCAGCAUGCACUAUCAAGCCUCUGCAACUGAUCCAGAAUGCUGCAGCAAGACUGGUCUUCAACGAACCGAAGAGAGCGCACGUCACUCCUCUCUUCGUCAGUCUGCACUGGCUGCCAGUAGCUGCUCGCAUCCAAUUCAAGGCUCUGAUGUUUGCCUACAGAACGACCGCUGGCUCUGCACCGCUAUACCUUAACUCACUACUUCAGACUUACGCGCCCUCCAGAAACUUGCGUUCUGCAAGUGAACGGCGCCUUGUGGUGCCAUCACAUAGGGGCACAAAAUCACUCUCACGGACCUUCUCCGGGACUGUUCCUGGCUGGUGGAAUGACCUACCACGCUCUAUCCGAGCAGCUGAGUCUCUAGCCAUUUUCAAAAAAAUGCUAAAGACGUAUCUUUUUCGUCAGCACUUGACCCAGUAGUAGUAGCACUUACCUUGAUUAAUAUUCUUCUCCUAUCUAUUUGUGUAUUUAUUUAAAAAAAAAAAAAAAAAAAAAAAAAUUUCGCUAUGAGCACUUUACUGACAUAACUAUGACUUC